Molecule: messenger RNA, 1224 nt
Organism: Haemonchus placei
Lineage: Eukaryota; Metazoa; Nematoda; Chromadorea; Rhabditida; Trichostrongylidae
Source: the annotation of a GenBank genome assembly
UUGACAAAGCGGCAUAUUUCACCUGAAUACUUCGUUGGUUCUCAAGAACUCAAGAACAUGUUAUUUGGAAUGGGCAUGGGAGUGAAAUUUGACGAGCAUUACUUACCAAAGCCGAUGGUUUUGGGAGGCGGAUUGAUACUUGUGGAUCACGAUAUCAAAAGACUACCCGAAAAGUAUUUUCAGCCUUUAUCUUGCUCCAACAACGCACUCAUCGGCCGUGAUUUAUCAUGCCCGAGUGAGAUUUGUCCAAGGGAUGCCUCCUCCAUCUCAAAGGGAGAAUGGGGACAGUGGAGUUUGUGGACAACAUGUACAGUUUCGUGUGGUGGAGGCUAUAGGAAACGGUCUCGUUCCUGUUCGGUGAAAGGACGUUGUGAUGGUGCUGAAACAGAAACAGAACAAUGCUCGAGUAGCCUUUGCCAAACUGCGAAUACAGCUGCUGGGUCUCAUUGGACAAUAUGGACCGAGUGGAAUCAUUGCUCAGUCUCAUGUGGCCGUGGAUCACAAGCUCGCUAUAGGAAAUGUGUCACUACUCAACACACUAUUUCUUUUGACUGCCCUGAUACAAACAUUGAGGUUCGAGCAUGUGACACUGGCGCCUGCAAUGGAGUAGGUGUCUGGCUAUCGUGGUCUGAGUGGGGUACCUGCUCGUCAACAUGUGGACCAGGCACAAUGCUCCGCCAGCGAGGAUGCCACAAGGAACCCUGUGAUGGGUCUGCACAUGAGAGAAGGUCCUGUAACAUUGCGAUCUGCAUGCUGACGUCAGGACAGUGGGGUUCGUGGAAUGAGUGGUCGGACUGUAGUCGUAUAUGUGGACGUGGAAUACGGUCACGAAGCAGAAGUUGCAUUGGUUCCGGAUGCUACGGCGUUAACAGUGAUCUGUCGUUCUGUAAUGAGCAUCCAUGCGAGGCGCGUAUCGGAGAAUGGGCUGGAUGGUCUUCAUGGAGUACAUGCUCGUCAACUUGCGGUGCCGGAGUGAAAAGACGCACUCGUUACUGCCGAACAGGAAGUUGCCCUGGAAAUUACAAAGAAUCAGCCAUAUGCAACGAUCGUGAAUGCGAGAACCGCAACGCCGCAUGGGGAGGCUGGGGAUAUUGGUCUACAUGCAGCGAAACAUGUGGCGAAGGCAUUAGAAAAAGAGUUAGAAAAUGUUACGGUAGCGGUCAAUGUGGAGGAAAUGAGUACGAAAAACAAUCAUGUUUUAUUCGCACGUGUGACAACGUUUGA